AUGGAAGAUGAAGUUGUUUCUGAAACUCCAAUCACUUUUUCUGAAAAUGCUGAGUCAGCAAAGAAAGAGACUUCAAAUGUGUGGAAGUUUUUUUCAAAAAUUGGUAAAGAUAAGGAUGGUGUGGAAAGAGCUGCAUGUAAUUUUUGUGAGCGUGAUUAUGCAAUUGGUAAAAAUCACAAGUCAAAAACAAACUAUGGGACUUCACAUUUAAGUCGUCAUAUUUCUGUUUGUAAAGGGAUUUCAAACUCGAAUCUAAAUGUGAAUGAGAUGUUAUCUAAUCCAAAGUCCAACAUGACACAAAUUAAUCAAAAGAUCCACCAUGAGUUGCUUGCCAAAGCUAUAAUUCAGCAUGAUCUUCCCUUUAAUUUUGUGGAAUAUGAGAGUAUUAGGGAAUGGAUAAAGUAUUUAAAUCCAAGUGUUGUGAUGCCUUCUAGGAAUACUGUUUUGUCAGAUAUUAAAAAACCUCCACAUACUGGAUCUGAAUUAGAAGCUAUACUAUUUGAUUGUUUGAAAUACUGGGGAAUAGACAAAAAGUUAUUUUCUAUCACUUUAGACAAUGCUUCUGCUAAUGAUAGUAUGCAAGAUAUUUUGAAAGCUCAUCUUCGUUUGCAAAAUAGUUUAUUGUGUGAUGGUGAAUAUUUUCACAUUCGUUGUUCUGCUCACAUACUUAACUUGAUUGUCCAAGAGGAUUUGAAAGUGGCUGGUGAAGCACUUUACAAAAUUAGAGAGAGUGUUAAGUAUGUUAAGAGUGCGAAGAAAAAGUUUGAGAAAUUGUAUGAAGAGCAUGUGAGUGAUCAUUUCAAUACACCAAGUUCUUCUCAAUCUCAACCAUUAACUGAAUCUAAUAUGUUGGACAAGGCAAGUGAUGAAGGAAGUAGGCACAAGCAAUCAAAAGUAUUCAAGGAGUUUAAAAAGUUUCAAAGUGAAACCAAAUCUAACAUUGGGAAGAGUGAAUUAGAUCUUUAUUUGGAAGAAAAAUCACUUGAUUAUGAUGAUAAUGAGGAUUUAGAUGUGCUGAGCUAUUUGGAAGAAAAAACCAAGGCUAGUGAUGAAUUGAAGAAUGAAGACUUUUUAUAUUUUGUAUUUUUUUUUUUGCCUGAAAGAUAG
Messenger RNA from Abrus precatorius (Indian licorice), 1107 nucleotides. Its product is annotated as zinc finger BED domain-containing protein RICESLEEPER 1-like. The transcript has 4 exons. Gene Ontology annotation, molecular function: DNA binding. The record is from RefSeq and is a predicted model, not a curated record. NCBI's taxonomy places the organism in Eukaryota, Viridiplantae, Streptophyta, Magnoliopsida, Fabales, Fabaceae. Bases 1 to 1107 code for a protein of 368 amino acids.